AGAAACUGCAAAAAUUGCACCAAACAGACGGUCACCGUCAGAUUCUUGCAAAACCAACAAACCUCGGAUCAAAUUUGCAAUAAAAUCCGGAUAGAUUUCUAUCUGUAUCUGGGGAGACGAAGAUUGUACGGAUAUACGUAUUUUUAUACGGUCGGGAUACGCACAGCGGCUUUGAGAGCAAUGAGGUGUAUAUAAAUGGCGGUGCCAUUAUGUUGCAACUGAGACUCUAUGCUUAGAGCCUUGCGGUGUAUCUAUAGUGUAUGUAUAUGUGUCCUUUGUUCGAUAAAUUCUCUCGCUUAUUGAAACCCUAGAAAAAAGCGAUCGGAGGCUUUAGGGCGGGACCGGAGGGGAUUGGCGUUGCUAAUUGUUGAAUUUGUUGGACAAUGCGGGACAAGGAACCGCCGCCGGAGGAGUUUCGGUGCAAGCGGACGGACGGUCGUCAAUGGCGGUGCAAGCGUCGCGCGAUGGAGGGGAAGACGCUCUGCGAGAUUCAUCAUCUUCAAGGCAAGCGGCGGCAGCAGAAGCGGAGAGUUCCGAAUUCGCUGAAGCUUGUUAGGAGUGCGAGUAAUGGCGAUGGUGGAAGUGGAAAUGGAGCAAGUCUUAGGGUUUCGAAAUUGGGGGAAAAGCGGCCACGGCGGCGCCGGCGCCGGGGAGGUGUGUCGGAGGCGUUGGAUGAUGCGUUGAAGAAGAUGAAGUUGAAGAGAGGCGACUUGCAGUUGGAAUUGAUCAGAGUUUUCCUCCAGAGACAGGUGGAGAAGCAGAAGGAGAAGGAGAUGAAGGAAAACACAGCCGGCGAUGAAACGAGGAAACUGCCUUAUGGAGUUAUGGCAAUUGCGCAAUCUCCUUCCAGUUUGCAGAAAGUUAGUGAAAUCCACGACUUCGAUGCCAAACUAGGCGUGGAUUCUACUAACAAUUCGAUUCUGCAGAGGCAUUUCCGAUCCAAAAACAUUGAACCUCUGCCAGUUUGUACAAUGCAGGUUGUUCCAUUUGCUGAGAAUGUGAGGAAAAAGAAAGUAAGAAAAUGCCAUUGGUGUAGGGAAAGUAAGUGUGGUUGCUUGGUUCAGUGUUCGUCUUGCAGGAAACGAUCCUUCUGUGUAAAAUGUAUUAAAGACAGGUAUUUGGAGAAGCAGGAGGUGAAGUUGAAAUGUCCUGCUUGUUGUGGAAUCUGUAGCUGUAAACUGUGCAUAAAACUUCAUUUCAGAGCUAGUGAUCGUAAGGAAUAUUAUAGAGUUGAAAGGAAUCUUGAUAGGAUACAAUUGCUACACUAUCUAAUUCACAAGCUUCUUCCUGUGCUAAAGAAAAUAAAUCAGGAUCAAGACGUACAGCUCAAAACAGAAUCUAAGGUAACAGGUAAAAAACAAUCUGAACUCCAAAUUCCACAGACGAAAUUGGGAUGCCAUACAUCACGAUGCUGCGAUAAAUGCAAAGCUUCAAUUUUUGAUUAUCAUAGAACCUGCACAAACUGUUCGUAUAAUCUCUGCUUACAUUGUUGUUGGGAGCAUUCUCAACAUAGUUCUUAUCAACAUAGUUCUUACGGUCGGCUUAAGCUCAGAAGCUGCAAGAAAAGGAAAAUCUACCUGACUGGUGAUCCACUACUGCUCAAGAAGAAUCCCUUAAAGCAAGAUUCUGGUGGUCUACCUUGUUCGGCUGUUAUCUCUAUGCAAUACUGGGGAAAUAGCGACGACGGAAGUAUACCGUGCCCUCCGAAGGAAAUAGGGGGUUGUGGUGACGGCAUUCUUGACUUAAGAUGUGUAUUUCCCUUUAACUGGGCAAGAGAUCUGGAGAUUAAAGCUGAAGAAAUUCUAUGCGGCUACGACUUUCGAGAGUCUGCCGAUGUUUCUCCAUGCUGCUUACUCUGCGACAGCAUUUGGACUAACAGUAGCGAAGUUAAGCUGCCGGGAGAGCUUCCUAGGAGAAUAGGUUUUAAUAACUGCUAUCUGUAUUGUCCUUCUGUAAAGGAACUUCAUCGAGAAGAUCUUGUACAUUUCCAGAAGCAUUGGGGGAAGGGCCAUCCUGUUAUUGUUCGAAAUGUGCUUCAGAGCCCAAAUUGUUUAUGCUGGGAUCCGGUUAUUAUGUUUUCUUCGUAUAUGGAAAAUAAGUGCUCUAAAUCUUGCAACGAAGAUGACAUGAGAGCUACGAACACUUUGGAUUGGUGUGAGGUGGAAAUUGAUCGGAAACGAAUAUUCAUGGGAUCACUAGAGAAGAGAACACAUGCUAAUGUACAGCAAAAAUUUGUGAAAUUCAGAGCUUGGCUUUCUUCCUGUUUAUUUCAAAAGCAAUUUCCUCUCCAUUAUGAUGAGAUCUUAAGUGCAUUACCGCUCCCCGAAUACAUAAAUCCGGUAUCUGGCCUUCUGAAUGUUGGCAAUAAGUUUCCAAAGGAAAUUCCAAAACCAGACUUAGGUCCUUGUAUUUAUUUCUCAUAUGGAGGUCCGGAAGAACUUAUGCAGGCCAAUUAUAUGUCAAAACUAUGUUAUGAGUCAAAUGAUAAGGUUAAUAUUCUUGCUUGUGCUACAGAUGCUCCAAUUUCACCAGCACAGUUAAAAAACAUUGAGAACUUAAUGAAAAGGUACAGGGCACAAGACCGCCAUAACGGGCAGUCCUUGAGCAAUUCCAGUGAUCAGAAAGGAAAAUCAUCUCUGCACAGCGAGGACACUGGAGAAUCGAGCUUGCAACACGUUGGUGAAAAGAUAUGCUUUCCCAAUGGAAUUGAAAAUGGGCUUUUUUAUUCCCAGGAUCUACUUCGAGGGCAACCCUUGAAUGUCGAAAAUGAAAAUUUGUCUGAUGAUAGUGAAUCUGAUCCUGAGGAAUCUAUUCUUCUACAUGCCAGCAUUGAUGAAUCCGAGGACUCCGACUCUCCAGGGGAAGAAAUAGAAAGCUCAUGUUCCAGUGAACGUAAGCAGGAGAUUAGUUCUUGUGGCGCUCAUUGGGAUAUAUUUCCAAGAGAAGACGUACCAAAACUUCUGGAAUAUUUCAGGCGACACUCUAAUGAGUUUGGCUCAGCUUGCAGCUACACAAAACAUGAUCAUCCUAUUCUCGAUCAAACCUUUUUCCUUGAUGCGUAUCACAAGUUGAAACUUAAAGAGGAGUUUGAUAUCCAACCGUGGACUUUUGAGCAGUAUACUGGAGAAGCUAUCUUCAUUCCUGCAGGAUGCCCUUAUCAAAUCCGAAAAAUUAAGUCAUGCGUCAACGUUGUUUUGGACUUCAUUUCACCUGAAAAUGCAACACGGUGCAUUCAAUUGAAUGAUCAAAUUCGUCUUCUCCCUACGCGACACAAAGUCAAAAGCAAAGUAUUGGAGGUGGAGAAGAUGGCGCUCGAGGGAAUUAGUUCAGCUAUUGAAGACAUAUGCAGCAUCAUGCCUCACGAUCAAGAUUGUUGAUCACUAAACAAAAUCUUUUGCCAUACAAACACGAGCUCAUUUUUGUGUCUAAUUUAUGACAUCGUUGCAACCUUUGCGGCACCCUCCACACGCCAUAGUUUGCGGAAAAUUACCAGGGAUUUCUGAAUUGUUGUUGGCAUCUUUCAUGUCGCCUAUUGCAGUCCACAAAAAGCGCAAGAAUUCAUUAGAAGAGGCUACAACCUUUCGAUUUUGACCUUGUCCUAUCAGUACAUGAGGAUCCCAAACAUUCAAGACAUAUACAAGGUAACAUACAACCCACAUUCUAAUCCGCAAGCGUGCAUCUGUAGGUAUUCAAACAUUUUGCAUUAAUUGUAGAUCCUCAUUGGCGCUUGGCGUUUUUGCCUACUGUACACUAAACAGUAAAUAGAUGAGGCAAUUGAUUCUUUACCCAUUCUCAUGAAUCCGCGGUGUUCGACCACAUUUUCUGUGUUCAUAGUGCAAAGCAGCUGGAAAUGUACAGUAGCAAAAGCGAAGACAGAUAUUCAUGUAUGAGGCGAGAUUGAACUCCGGGGCUCCAAUUUCCUAUUGUAUAAACAAGCAUUGACUUACAGGUUCUUGACGAGGUCAGUGAGACUUGCAAAAAUUAUAUCAUCUUCUUUGCAUUCUUAUUUAUUCAGCUUAUCUUUCAUAGGAUUUGUUUCUUUAGCAACAUAGGAUUUAGUUGUUUCGUCUUGGCAACGUUUAAUGUCACCAGAAUGUGCGUUAGAGAUGAGA
Molecule: messenger RNA, 4112 nt
Organism: Andrographis paniculata
Lineage: Eukaryota; Viridiplantae; Streptophyta; Magnoliopsida; Lamiales; Acanthaceae
Product: lysine-specific demethylase JMJ28
Exons: 14
Coding region: 384-3377 (997 amino acids)
Biological process (GO): regulation of transcription by RNA polymerase II
Cellular component (GO): chromatin; histone deacetylase complex
Molecular function (GO): transcription coregulator activity; histone H3K9 demethylase activity; chromatin DNA binding
Source: RefSeq, a predicted model, not a curated record